Paramecium octaurelia is the source of this 2157-nucleotide messenger RNA. The record is from the annotation of a GenBank genome assembly. NCBI's taxonomy places the organism in Eukaryota, Ciliophora, Oligohymenophorea, Peniculida, Parameciidae.
AUGUCUCAAAAUUAGAUAAGUGAUUUGCUUGAGAUGUUAUAAACCUUUGGAGAUAUAGAUAAGUAAACAUUCAAUUUUGUAACUGAAAUACUCUUAUAGAAAAAGGUUUCAGAUUCUCUAAAAUUUCUUUCAAAAUAUUCUAAUUAGAUUGACACUAAUGAUGAUAUUUUUGUAUAAGACGAUUUAUAGCAUUUUGAUAAGUGGUGGAAAUUAGAUGCUUUGAAAAAAAACAUUAAAAAAAUUAUCAGCGUUCUCCAAAAAAUAGAUAAGCAUGACUUUAAUAAAAUAAACUAUUUUGCAAAUUUUGACAAAGAGAAUAAAGAUAUUCUUAUUACUAAGAUAUCAAAUUAAGCGAAGAUUAUCAAUUUUUUUAGAUUUCUAGUAAAUCUCACAAGAAUAGAUUAUAGAUUCAUCUAAAGUGGAUCUAAUUCUCUUCAUUUAUUAGUUGAAAUGAAGACAGACUUGAGAAAUCAAAAUUUUGAAAAUAUUAGGAUUAAGAAUACCUCUUUAAUCGGAGCAAAUUUAGUGAGAUGUGACUUAAGUGGAUCUGAAUUUGAUUAAGUUAUUAUAAGUGGAAUGAUUUUAAAUUAAGCCAAAUUAUUUAAUUGCAAAUGGAGGAAUUUAAGAAUAAAUGAGUUAAAUCAAUUAAAAGGUCAUCAUGGAAGUGUCAAUUCAAUUUCCUUUUCUCCAGAUGGAAAGUCAUUUGCUUCUUGCAGUGAUGAUAAAUCCAUUCGUUUAUGGGAGGUUAGAACAGGAAAAAUAAUUUCUAUGUUAGAAGGAGAGAAUAAAGUAUGUUCUGUAUUCUUCUCGCCAAAUGGUACUACAAUAGCUUCUUGUAAUGGCAAAUUUGUGUCUAUAUGGAAUCUUAAAAAAGGGAAAUAAAUUUUGAAAUUAAAUGGUCAAGAGUAUGUUAAUUGUGUCUGUUUCUCUCCUGAUGGUACUAUAUUAGCAUCUGGUAGUAAAGACUAAUCUAUUUGUUUAUGGGAUGUUAAGACAGGAUAAUUAAAAGCCCAUUUAGACUGUCAUUUUAAAUCAAUUUGUUUCUCUCCUGAUGGUACUACAUUAGCUUCCUGUAGUGAUCUCAACUCUAUCAGAUUAUGGGAUGUUAAGACAGGAUAAUUGAUAGAAUCAUAUGUAGCAGCAAGAAGUAAUUAUCAAGAGGUAUGGUCAGUCUGUUUCUCUCCUGAUUGUAAUAAAUUAGCAUCAGGUUGUUCAGAUAACUCUAUUUAUUUAUGGGAGUUUAUGACACGAUAAUAAAUUGUCAAUUUAAGAGGUCAUUAAGGAUGUGUUUUUUCAUUAUGUUUCUCUCCUAAUAGCAAUACAUUAGCUUCUGGUAGUUUAGAUAAGUCUAUUCGUUUAUGGGAUGUUAAGACAAGAUAAUAAAUAGUCAAAUUUAAUGGUCAUUCAAGUGGAGUACUAUCAGUCUGUUUCUCUCCUGAUGGUACUAUAUUAGCAUCUGGUAGUAAAGACUAAUCUAUAUGUUUAUGGGAUGUUAAGACAGGACAAUAAAAAGCCGAAAUAGCUGGGUAAGCCAUAGAAGCUAUGUCAGUCUCUUUCUAAUCUAAUGUUACUACAAUAGCACCUGAUAGUUUAGAUAAAUAUAUUUGUAUAUAGGGUGGUAAGACAAGUUAAUAAAUAGCCAAAUUUAAUGCUCAUUUAAAUGGAAUUCUAUAGGUCUGUUUUUCUCCAGAUGGCACUAUAUUAGCAUCUGGUAGUAUUGAUAACUCUAUCCGUUUAUGGGAUGUUAAGACAGGAUAAUAAAAAGCUAAGAUAGAUGGUCAUUCUGAAUAAGUUAAAUCAUUCUGCUUCUCUCGUGAUGGUACUACAUUAGCAUUCAGUAUUGAUGAUCACUCGAUCCGUUUGUGGGAUGUUAAUACAGCAAUAGAAAUUUUACCUCAGGAUAAUAUUUUUAAUGGCCUUAUUAGUUAGUUUGAAAUGCCACUUUAGAGUCCAUCCAUUUUAUAAAAUGGUAUUUAUUUUUAUUCUAACAUUGAUCAUGUAAUACUCAGAAAAUGUAAAAACUAAAUUUUGCAAGCUAAAGGUGCAUUAAUUUUGAAAGGAAAAUUUGUUACUUAGUAAGGCUUUGAUUUAAGAUAUUUGUUCAAAUCCAAAGGUAGUUUCAUUUUAGAAAACUAAAUACAAUAGAAAAAAUAUUGA